AUACUGUUUGAUAUUUAUUUUUUGUGUUAGUAAUGUUGCCUUCCCUAGUUUGGCAAGUAUCUUGGGGAAUAGAACCCAUUGUGUUCUCAUAUAUCCUACUUAAAGUCUGUAAAGCAGUCUGGGUACAUUGUGACACUCAUAACUAUUUGUUAAGUAACAUUCCUUCUUCCUACUUCCAAAAGUAAUGAGAAUAUAGCAACAAGAGUCAGACAUAAGUGACAACAAGCACUUCAUGAAGUGCUUAAAAGGCUUUGUGAAGAUAGACAUAGAAUUUGAAUGUUUAGACUUUGCCUAAAAAGAGGGAAUGUCAAGCUAUGAGAGAACAUAUGGAGAAAGGCUAAAAUGUGAGAUUUAAGAUGGAAUUUGUGAGGAUAAGAAAAGACUGGAGUUGCAGGAAUUGUGGUUAGUUGGAAUAGGUGGAGUUAAUGAGGAAGGAUCAUAGAAGACAGGCAGAAGAGUUGAUAUUUUAGGUUGUAAGAAUUUUUGUAAGUUCUGAAGCAGGAAUAUGGCGUAAUAACUAUUAUGAAUUGUCUAUUUUAGAAUAAAGUUACCUCAAUGACCUUCUUAACUGGCAAAGCAGUAGAAGAUUUAUGCAGAAUAAAGCAGGUUGAUCUGGAUUCUAGGCACAUUGGUUGGGUAACAAGUGAACUUCCAGGAGGGGAUAAUCACAUCAUCAAAAUUGAAUUAAAGGGCCCAGAAAAUACACUAAGAGUUCGACAAGUCAAAGUCCUGGGCUGGAAAGAUGGUGAAAGCACAAAAAUCGCUGGCCAGAUUUCAGCCAGCGUGGCCCAGCAAAGGAACUGUGAAGCUGAGACUCUACGAGUAUUCAGACUUAUUACGUCUCAAGUAUUUGGAAAGCUCAUCUCUGGAGAUGCUGAACCUACACCAGAACAAGAGGAAAAAGCACUUUUGUCAUCACCUGAAGGAGAGGAAAAAGUAUACAAUGUAUUUAUUUGUAUUCUAAAAAUAUUUAUUUCCCUUUUUCAUUCUCUUAUUAACUGAAUGAUCUUUAUAUUG
Molecule: messenger RNA, 1017 nt
Organism: Microcebus murinus (gray mouse lemur)
Lineage: Eukaryota; Metazoa; Chordata; Mammalia; Primates; Cheirogaleidae
Source: RefSeq, a predicted model, not a curated record